Molecule: messenger RNA, 1700 nt
Organism: Galeopterus variegatus (Sunda flying lemur)
Lineage: Eukaryota; Metazoa; Chordata; Mammalia; Dermoptera; Cynocephalidae
Product: laminin subunit alpha-2-like
Exons: 10
Coding region: 69-1556 (495 amino acids)
Biological process (GO): axon guidance
Cellular component (GO): basement membrane
Molecular function (GO): extracellular matrix structural constituent
Source: RefSeq, a predicted model, not a curated record
GGGCCAGGGGACAGGGCGGCAGCGACUCCUGCAGCUCCUGAGGAGUGGAUCCGCUCGUGGCCACCACGAUGCCAGGAUCCGCCGGGGUCCUCGUCCUCCUGCUGCUGACCGGGGGCCUGGGGGGCGGCCGGGCGCAGCGGGCGCAGCAGCAGCGGCAGCCACAGGCGCAUCAGCAAAGAGGUUUAUUUCCUGCUGUCCUGAAUCUUGCUUCUAAUGCUCUCAUCACUACUAAUGCAACGUGUGGAGAAAAAGGACCUGAAAUGUAUUGCAAAUUGGUAGAACAUGUCCCUGGGCAGCCCGUGAGGAACCCCCAAUGUCGAAUCUGCAAUCAAAACAGCAGCAAUCCAUACCAGAGACACCCGAUCACAAAUGCUAUUGAUGGAAAGAACACUUGGUGGCAGAGUCCCAGUAUUAAGAAUGGAAUAGAAUACCAUUAUGUGACAAUUACACUGGAUUUACAGCAGGUGUUCCAGAUUGCCUAUGUGAUUGUGAAAGCAGCUAACUCCCCUCGGCCUGGAAACUGGAUUUUGGAACGCUCUCUUGAUGAUGUUGAGUACAAGCCCUGGCAGUAUCAUGCUGUGACAGACACAGAGUGCCUCACCCUCUACAAUAUUUAUCCCCGCACUGGACCCCCAUCAUAUGCCAAAGAUGAUGAGGUCAUCUGCACUUCAUUUUAUUCCAAGAUACACCCCUUAGAAAAUGGAGAGAUUCACAUCUCUCUCAUCAAUGGGAGACCAAGUGCUGACGACCCUUCUCCUGAACUGCUGGAAUUUACCUCUGCUCGCUAUAUUCGCCUGAGAUUUCAGAGGAUCCGCACCCUGAAUGCCGACUUGAUGAUGUUUGCUCACAAAGACCCAAGAGAAAUUGACCCCAUUGUCACGAGAAGAUAUUACUACUCGGUCAAGGAUAUUUCGGUCGGAGGGAUGUGCAUAUGCUAUGGUCAUGCCAGGGCUUGUCCACUUGAUCCAGCGACAAAUAAAUCUCGCUGUGAGUGUGAGCAUAACACAUGUGGCGAUAGCUGUGAUCAGUGCUGUCCAGGAUUCCAUCAGAAACCUUGGAGAGCUGGGACUUUUCUGACUAAAACUGAGUGUGAAGCAUGCAACUGUCAUGGAAAAGCUGAAGAAUGCUAUUAUGAUGAAAAUGUUGCCAGAAGAAAUCUGAGUUUAAAUAUACAUGGAAAGUACAUCGGAGGGGGUGUGUGCAUUAAUUGUACCCAAAAUACUGCUGGUAUAAACUGUGAGACAUGCCUUGAUGGAUUCUUCAGACCCAAAGGGGUAUCUCCAAAUUACCCAAGACCGUGCCAGCCGUGUCAUUGUGAUCCGGUCGGUUCCUUAAAUGAAGUCUGUGUAAAGGAUGAGAAACGAGCCCGACGAGGUCUGGCACCUGGAUCCUGUCAUUGCAAAACUGGCUUUGGAGGAGUGAGCUGUGAUCGGUGUGCCAGGGGCUACAUGGGCUACCCAGACUGCAAGCCCUGCAACUGCAGUGGCUUAGGGAGCACAAAUGAGGACCCUUGUUUUGGGCCCUGUAACUGCAAGGUACAUUGUUUAUUCCAGUAAUGCCCCACUGUCAACAGAGAAGGUUAUUUUCCUUGGCUUCUCUUAUAUCUGCUGGCAUUAAGCAAUUGUAACAAGUUCUCCUGUAAAUAUCCACCAUCUGUUCUGUAUGUGGUACACCUAUAAGCAUCUUUCAAUGCCUACCAG